Molecule: messenger RNA, 1710 nt
Organism: Anthostomella pinea
Lineage: Eukaryota; Fungi; Ascomycota; Sordariomycetes; Xylariales; Xylariaceae
Source: the annotation of a GenBank genome assembly
AUGGCAUCGUUUACACCCUACACGUACAUCCAAUGUCCCUGCCACGAUACCACCACCACCACCACCACCACCAGCCAGAGCCGCCCAGCCGAAGACGCGCCAUCCCCGACCUCGCCGCACUCCAGUGACGACGAUGACGACGACCACAACUUCGACCCGCGUGCUCCCCGCUCGAACUAUAGCCUGUACCCCCUCGAGUACCUGCUGUGGUGCGAUGUGUGCCACCAGAUCCGCUGCCCCCGCUGUGUCGCCGAGGAGCUUGUGACCAUCUACUGUCCGAACUGUCUGUUCGAGGUGGCGAGCAGCAGUCUCAAGACCGAAGGGAACAGAUGUACGCGCAGCUGUUUCCAAUGCCCGAUAUGCAUCGGGCCCCUAGCCGUCCAGUCCCUCGAAUCCGCACCCGAGCCCUCUCUCCUGUCGGCCGAUAACGCCAACACGGCGACGACGCCUGCGGGGCCUUGGAUCCUGAGCUGUUCAUACUGCAAUUGGAACUCGUCCGAGAUCGGCGUCAAGUUCGACAAGCCGCAGGGCAUCUUUGCCCAGCUCCAGAAGCUGCGGCAUGGCGAGGAUAGCCACUCCAAACACGCCGUCGGCGGUGAUACCUCCCCGACGAAAACGGACUCCGUAGCGGCAACAAUGAAAGCGAGGUUUUCGGCCAUGAGGUCGUUCUACAGCGCUCAGAAUGCCAUUGCCAACCCCAGCUCUGGCCUGGGCGACUACGGCUUCAGUUCUCCGGGGGCUCUCUCCCGCAUCAUGAGCAUAUACUCUGGCAACAAUGCGGGGAGCCACAAACAGAAGAGCAAGGGCACCAUGACGCGAGAGGCGGACUCGGCUAGUGAAGGGUUCCGGGCACUCGAUCUUGACGACAGCUCAGCUGUUUCGCAACUGCGGCGCGACGGUUGGGACAGCACCGUCAUAGGGGACCAGGCAAAGUCACAGGUCGAAGAGGGCGCCCGCUUCGCCGAGGAGCUGUGGCCGAUACCGUAUCUCCUACGGACGAAGCGGUCUAAGCGCUGUCCAGUCUGCCGGCACAUCAUCAGCAAGCCCGAGUCAAAGGUCGCCAAUACUCGAUUUAGGAUGCGGCUCGUGGCAAACACCACGAUCCCCUCCAUCUCCAUCAAGCCUUUUAAUCCGCCCCCGGCUCUGCUCAAGCCACUGCAGCCCGUGCAGUACCUGCUGACGUUCAGGAACCCGCUCUUCGACGAAGUUAAGGUGACGCUCGCAACGCCCGCCACGACGCCCGGCCGCUUCGCGUCCCGGGUGACAGUGCUGUGUCCGCAGUUCCAGAUGGACCCCAGCACGGAAUCGGGCAUGUACCUCGUCGACGACGCGUUGAAAGAUGACAAUAAGGACAUCCAAGGGCGGCGGCGGAGGGGCACCGAAGGUGGCACACACCAGGCCGAGGCAGGCAAGAUCUGGGAGCGUGGACACAACUGGGUCACUAUCGUCGUCGAGGUCGUGCCGGCGUCACUGAGUCUUGAGGCGCCCCCAGCCCUGCUACGAAAAGAGGGGGAACCUGAGCCGGAUCUGAGUCCUUUGAAGGAGGACGAGGACGUGUUGGAGAUACCCAUGUUUGUGCGGUUGGAGUGGGAGGGUGACGUAUCGCAUGAUCAGAUGAGCACGUCCACGGGCAAGGAAAAGGAUGCGAGGGAGAAGAAGGAACUGGCAUAUUGGUGUACCAUUGGCAUUGGCCGCAUCAGUCAGGAAUAA